GUCUUAAUGUCUGAUAUUAGAGAAAACACACGCAAAACCAGAAAUGCUGCAAUAAGCUGAAAACACAACGGAAAUGGUUUACAACAAAAUGGAAAUGUUUCAAAGGGAUGUGUGGAAAAAAAAGCAGAACUGAGUUAAAGAAUAAACAGGUAGAGUGUCAGUGAAGGUGAAACUCAACAGCUCCAUUUUGUGUCAAGGGGAAAAUAAACCAUUUCAGGAGUAAAACCACAGGUUUGAUUUAACACACCGAUGUUGGAGUGAAGUAAACGUGUGUCCUGCUGUAAUCUGGAGAAGGAGACUGGACCUCCAACAUGAGUGUGUCUGGAAAACAGGACUUAAAGAAAGAUGAGAGAGUGAUGGAGGGAAAGAGAUCAGACUCACCAGAACCCAGCUGUGUGUCCAUGAAGAGUGACUGGUCAAUGGAAGAGCCAAUUGCCUUCAGAGACAGAGACAGUUCUACUGAUGUGAGACCACAAAAGAAGAAAUCAAACAUCAGCAGAAAUCAGGUGGAGUCCAUAUUCAAGGAGCUGGAACACAAAGUCAUCACUCUGAUAAACAAUGAGCUGAAGAGGUUUAGGAAGCUCCUGAGUCCAGAUUACCCAGCAUGCACUGAGAGGGAGGUGGAGGAUGAGGAGGAUCUGCACAGUGUCAGAGAGGGAGCGCUGAAGAUCACACUGCACGUCCUGAAGAACAUGAACCACACAGAUCUCGCUAACACACUGCACAACAAGUCUAUGGCCUCUGUGUAUCAGCCAAAGUUGAAAUCCAACCUGAGAGAGAAGUUUAAAAGAAUUAAUGAAGGAAUCUCACAGCAUGGAAGCUCAGCACUUCUGAAUGAGAUCUACACAGAGCUCUACAUCACAGAGGGUUGGAGUGGAGACGUCAAUAAUGAACAUGAGGUGAGACAGAUUGAGACAGCAUCCAGGAGACCAGCAACACAAGAGAAACCCAUCAAAUGUAAUGACCUCUUUAAAGACAGGUCCAUCAGAACUGUGCUGACUAAAGGAGUUGCUGGAAUUGGAAAAACAGUCUCUGUGCAGAAGUUCAUUCUGGACUGGGCUGAAGGAAAAGCAAAUCAGGAUGUCUUCUUCAUGUUUCCACUUCCCUUUAGAGAGCUGAAUUUGAUGAAGCAGCAAAAUCUCAGUCUGAUGAAUCUUCUUCAUCACUUUUUCCCAGAAAUGAGAAAAAUAGAAUUAAUAGACUCCUACAAAGUGGUGUUGAUCUUUGAUGGUCUGGAUGAAUGUCGACUUCCUCUAAAUUUCCAGAAGAAUGAGAGAUUGUGUGAUGUGAAAGAGUCAGCCUCAGUGGAUGUGCUGCUGACAAACCUCAUCAAGGGGAAUCUGCUUUCCUCUGCUCUCCUUUGGAUAACCUCUCGACCAGGAGCAGCCAAUCAGAUCCCUCCUGAGUGUGUAGACCAGGUAACAGAGGUACGAGGCUUCAGUGAUCCUCAGAAAGAGGAGUACUUCAGGAAGAGGAUCAGCGAUCAGAGCCUGGCCAAUAAAAUCAUCAGACACAUGAAGUCUUCAAGAAGCCUCUACAUCAUGUGCCACAUCCCAGUCUUCUGCUGGAUUUCAGCCACUGUUCUAGAGAUAAUGUUGGGUGAAGCAGAGAGUAGAGGGAUCCCCAAGACUCUGACUCAAUUGUUCACACACUUCCUGAUCUUUCAGAUCAAACACAAGGACCAAAAGUACCAUCAGAAAUGUGACCCUGAUCCUCAGCAGACCAGAGAGAGUAUCCUGGCACUGGGAAAACUGGCUUUCCAACAGCUGGAGAAAGGAAACCUGAUCUUCUAUGAGGAAGACCUGAAAGAGUGUGGCAUUGAUGUCAGAGAAGUGUCCGUGUACUCAGGAGUGUGUACCCAAAUCUUCAGAGAGGAGUUUGGGCUUCACCCGGGGAAGGUGUUCAGCUUUGUACAUCUGAGUGUUCAGGAGUUUCUGGCUGCUUUAUACGCAUUUCUGUCUUUCAUCAGCAGAAAUGUAACAGAACAACAAACCACUGAUCUGUCUGAUCUUUUCACAAAGUCAAACAUGUCUGAUUUCCUCAGGAGUGCAGUGGACAAGGCCUUACAGAGUGAGAAUGGACACCUGGACCUGUUCCUCCGCUUCCUUCUGGGUCUCUCCCUGGAGUCCAAUCAGACUCUCUUACGAGGCUUAAUGCCACAGACAGGAAGCAGCUCUCACAGCAAACAGCAAACAGUGAAGGAAACAGUCAAGUACAUCAAGGAGCAUAUCAGGGAGAAUCCAUCUCCAGAGAAAUCCAUCAAUCUGUUCCACUGUCUGAAUGAACUGAAUGAUCAUUCUCUAGUGCAGGAAGUACAAACUUACCUGAACAGAGGAGGUGACAGUCGUCUCAGUGGAAUCAGACUCUCUCCUGCUCAGUGGUCAGCUCUGGUGUUUGUGUUACUGAACUCAGAACAGGAGCUGGAUGAGUUUAAUUUGAGGAAAUAUGACCCAUCAGAGGAAUGUCUUCUGAGGCUGCUGCCAGUGGUCAAAGCCUCCAGAAAAGCUGACCUGUUUAAGUGUAAUCUGACAGAGGAAAGCUGUAGAGUUCUGUCCUCAGUUCUCAGCUCAAACACCUCCAGUCUGAGAGAACUGGACCUGAGUAACAAUAAACUGCAGGAUUCAGGAGUGAAGCUGCUCUCUGCUGGACUGGAGAAUCCACACUGUACACUGGAGAUACUGAGGGUGUGGGAGUGUAAUCUGACAGAGGAAAGCUGUAGAGUUCUGUCCUCAGUUCUCAGCUCAAACUCCUCCAGUCUGAGAGAACUGGACCUGAGUAACAAUAAACUGCAGGAUUCAGGAGUGAAGCUGCUCUCUGCUGGACUGGAGAAUCCACACUGUACACUGGAGAUCCUGAAGAUGUGGCGCUGCAGUAUUACAGAUGAAGGUUGUGCUGCUGUGGCUUCAGCUCUGAGGUCAAACUCCUCAUCACACCUGAGAGAACUGAAUCUGAACGGUAAUAAUCCAGGAGAAUCAGGAGUGAAGCUGCUCUCUGAUCUACUGAAGGAUCCACACUGUAAACUGGAGACACUACAAAUUAAGGAUCAUAAAUUCACCAGGACUGGCGUAUGACAGGAGUCUCACCUCAAACCUCUUUUCCAGGAUAAAGCAGUUUUGGUGAAGCGUUAGAACCCGUCCCACAUUUCCAGCAGUUUGGGAGCUGAAUCAUUCAUAUUCAGAUAUAGAAGUUCCAUAACAAUAACCGUGACUGAUCACAUCCUUUUAUCUACUCAGCUACAAGUUACUUCAGUCUUUAAUAAUGUAUUUUACAAUCCAAAGUCAAAUCCUUCAGCGUCUACACACAACACAGAGAUAUCAUCACACUGAUUACACAAAUACACAUCCAUGUGUUGUAGCUUUUUAAACCUUUUUUAAGCUCCUUAUUUCUAUCUAACAUUUGUUUCCCCACUGAUUGAUUCACAGUUGUGAUAUUGAUAUAAUUUUUUCCCUCUUAAAAUGAUUUUCAAACCUCUGUUCUUUGUUUGCUAAUCUGUGGUUAAUGGUAACAGGUGUUUGCUUGAUUUGUUGUUAUAGUGAUAAAUUGACCUCACUUCUAUCUGACUGGUUCCUUGGGUACAGACCAGCAGGGUUCUUGUCCCAGACUUGAACCAUUUUUGAUGAACAAUAACUAGAUAUUUUCUUGUGAAAAAGUACAGAACAGUUCCAGUACUGGUACCUUUUUUCAGUACAAAAACAUACAUAUGAUCUGAUUCUACAUGAAAAUGUCUUGAGUUCAAAAUGUAAGCUCACGUCACUGAGCCUGACAUCACUUCCUGUACACAUGAAUAGAAAAGACGAUGGCCGUGCUCAUGAUGAGAAACUGCACUGAGGAUUUUAUACCUCAUCCUGAAGAACGAGCUGAUCAUUAUUCACACUGGGCAGGUAGAACACACUGAAACUCCUGAGCUCCACACCUUGGUGUACUUUUAGCUAGUUACGGCCAUGAUGAACAACAUUUCUUCCUCUGUCCUUCCUCGGUUUGACUCCAGGGGAGUCUGAGGUCCUGCAAUGCGAUGAUAAAUAUGUGGUUCCUGGUCCUCUGAUGAAUAUUUCAGCAGUAGUGUUCUGAAGCACAUCAUCAGGUGGUUAAAGUGUGUGUGUGUGUAGUAAUCCAUAUAAGCCAGCUGUUCCAAUAUCUGUUGCAGUGAUAAGAUGCAGAGGGAUGAGAUGAUGGGAAUUAUCCAGGGGAAAUUUUAGGAGUGUUUAAAAAUAUACAGUCAGGUCCAUAAAUAUUGGGACAGUGACACAGUUUUGGUAAUUUUGCCUCUGUACACCACCACAGUGGAUUUGAAAUGAAGCAGUCAAGAUGUGACUGAAGCGUAGACUUUCAGCUUUAUUUCAAGGGGUUUAACAAAAAUAUUGCAUUAACCGUUUAGGAAUUACAGCCAUUUUUUACAGAGUUCCUCCAUUUUCACAGGCUCAAAAGUAAUGGGACAAACUAAUAUAAUCAUAAAUAUUAGGAUUAUUUUUAUUACUUGGAGGUAAAUCCUUUGCAGUCAAUGACUACCUGAAGUCUGGACCCCAUGGACAUCACCAAAUGCUGAGUUUCCUCCCUUGA
Pangasianodon hypophthalmus (striped catfish) is the source of this 4557-nucleotide messenger RNA. RefSeq names its product NACHT, LRR and PYD domains-containing protein 9-like. The record is from RefSeq and is a predicted model, not a curated record. The coding region runs from base 312 to 3071 and encodes 919 amino acids. Lineage: Eukaryota; Metazoa; Chordata; Actinopteri; Siluriformes; Pangasiidae. The transcript is spliced from 11 exons. Gene Ontology annotation, molecular function: protein binding.